Messenger RNA from Zerene cesonia (dogface butterfly), 1378 nucleotides. RefSeq names its product box C/D snoRNA protein 1. The record is from RefSeq and is a predicted model, not a curated record. Gene Ontology annotation, biological process: snoRNA localization; box C/D snoRNP assembly; maturation of LSU-rRNA from tricistronic rRNA transcript (SSU-rRNA, 5.8S rRNA, LSU-rRNA). NCBI's taxonomy places the organism in Eukaryota, Metazoa, Arthropoda, Insecta, Lepidoptera, Pieridae. The transcript has 5 exons. The coding region runs from base 134 to 1216 and encodes 360 amino acids. Gene Ontology annotation, cellular component: nucleus; pre-snoRNP complex.
CAUAUUUGUCAAAACAAGGAUCAAGCAUGCUAUCGUACAUGCCGAGAUUGAUAAAUCAAAACAAAUGAAAAUAACCCUUAACCUAUCUUCAUUCACGUUUUUAAUUAAAAUUUAAGUUCAUUAACAUUUUAAAAUGGUGUUUGGAAGCGUUUCGUCUUCAUCAGAUAGUGAAUCUGAAAAUGAAUCUAUUGCAAGAUUAGGUGAUUGCGAGGUAUGUGGGAAGAAUAAAGCCAAGUAUACAUGUCCAAGAUGUGAAGUCAAAACAUGUUGCUUAGAUUGCGUGAGGAUACAUAAAGCAGAAUUAGAAUGCAAUGGUAUCAGAGAUCGAACCAAAUUCGUUAGAAUGAAGGACUUUACAGACACCGAUUUGCUUAGUGACUACAGGUUACUGGAGGAAUGCGCUCGAUUUGUGUAUGCUGUAAAGAGAGACGAGAAGAAAAAGUUUACUAGGAUCGACAAAGACUUGCCAAUUCAUUUAUACAAACUCAAGUUGGCAGCAAGGAAGAGGGGUAUAGUUUUACAAUUUUUAGCCAGAAACUUUACUAGGAACCAAGUGAAUACAACAAAGUAUGAAUUUAAGAAAAAUGUAAUCAAUUGGCGAAUAGAGUGGAUGUUUCCAAAUGUGGAAGGCAAUCCCUUAAAGUUUGUUGAUGAAAAAUGUCCUGAAAAUAACAAGCUAUCUGAUCUGUUAGAUAAAUACUUGAACCCUGAUGCAGCACCUUUUGAAGGGUCUAAGUUUUUAGCGUUUUAUAAAUCAGCUGGUCUUAGUGGUGUGAAAGUUUUGUUAAAAGCUGAAAAAGUGAAAGGGUCUCAAAAGAAGUUUUUUGAACUGGACCCAGCAGAAUCAGUGUGUGAGAACUUAUCUGGUAAAUGUAUUAUUGAGUUUCCCAUAGUGUUUGUGGUGCUUAAGGACCAUGCAUACAACUUUGAAAUUAUCACACCAGAAGACGAAUUUGACUAUGACAAAAGUGAACAUAGUGGGACAAAUACUCAAGAAAGUCAAUCUAAUGCUAAUGGUGACAGUAAGCCAGAAAGUAGUAGAAAUGGUUAUAAGAAAAGGUUGUUGCUUACUGAAAAGAUUGCACAAGAGAAAAAGGAAGAAAUAGAGAAAGAGAUUAAGGAACAAAGAAAGAAGAAACCUAAAAAUCUAUUAUUCACCACUGGAUACUCUUCAGAAGAGAGUAUAAUAAAUACUGAUAGUGAUAAUGAAACUUAAAUUUAUAAAGUAAAUAAUAAUUUGAAAAUUAAUAUAAAAAUCAGUUAUUAUGGAACAUGCUAUUGAUAAAUGUUCUUAGAGGUUUUGUAUACAUGUUUGAUUUUCCAUUGACUUGUAAAUACCUGACCACGCUAUGAAAUAAAAAACAAUCAUACGAUUAAA